UUGGGUCCAGAGAAGAUUGUGCGAUUGAAUGUUCACUUAGCGAAGCAUCACUUACUUCCACCAUUCGGUCAAAGCUAUCGUGAAUAUCCAGAACUUAGAUGUAGCACUAUGGGUAUACAAUUCAACAAUCCACUUGGAUUAGCAGCAGGUUUUGACAAAGAUGCACAAGCAAUUAAUGGUCUGCGAAGAAGUGGUUUCGGAUUUAUCGAAGUGGGCACUGUAACACCAUUACCGCAGAAACGUGACCGCAAAUCAACUCUAAAGCGUACAGAAACUAGUGAGGGUUAUAUCACGCAAGGAAAUUUUUCAAGUGCCGGCUUAGGAACGGCGCAUUUGCUUGUCAAAAAUACUUUUGAUCGAAGUACCGAUGUUCCACUGGGUGUAAAUAUUGGUCGAAAUACGGAAUUCCAUCGACUGAAAACAGAUUAUGGCCUUGGUGUCGAUUAUUUUGGCAAUUUUAGUGACUAUUUAGUUGUAAAUUUUGGCGUUCCAAAUGGUGCUGAGAAACUCUCCGAUUUGGAAAUUAUGUCGCUUGAUAAACGAUAUGGAAUUGAUGGUGUAAUUAUUUCAAAUUUCACUGCUCACAGAUCACAAGAGAAUACGGGUACAACCGAUGGUUUUGUAAGUGGAGAACCGCUACGUGAUAUCAGCACCGAUUGCAUACCUGGCAAGGUUCCAAUAAUUGGCUGCGGCGGAGUAUCAUCUGGUCAAGAUGCGUACGAUAAAAUACGUGCCGGUGCAAGCCUCAUACAGCUUUAUUCGUCAUUGCUUUAUCAGGGCUUUCCUGUUAUUGGAAAAAUAAAACGAGAAUUGGUGGAACUUCUCAAUCGUGAUGGUUUCAAGAAUGUUUCGGAAGCCGUUGGCGCAGAUUAUACGAAGAAAUAGUC
This is a messenger RNA of Gongylonema pulchrum, 887 nucleotides long. The record is from the annotation of a GenBank genome assembly. NCBI's taxonomy places the organism in Eukaryota, Metazoa, Nematoda, Chromadorea, Rhabditida, Gongylonematidae.